CAGCGGGCAGAACCUCUCCCACACGUGGUCGGCCCCCAGCACCCCCCUGGACAUCCUGAUCGCGGGAAUGCACAGGAAACCCUCCCUCUCCGCCCGCCCGGGGGCCUCAGUGCCCCAGGGAGAGAACGUGACCCUGCAGUGUCGCUCUGAGGUCCGCUCAGACACCUUCUAUCUGUCCAAGGAGGGGUCGCCCGCUCCUCCCCAGCACCUGCGUCUGCAGGACACGGCUCCGCCCGUCCAGGCCAACUUCACCCUGAGUGCUGUGACCUCGGCCCACGGUGGGACCUACAGGUGCUAUGGCUCACAUAGCACCGCCCCCCACCUGCUGUCGCUGCCCAGUGACCCCCUGGAGCUCCUGGUCUCAGGGCGCCAAGGGAACCAGCCCAACGGAGUGCAGGGCAGAGUGAAUGUGGCCUCUGUCCGUGGUGCUGAUUCCCGGGAGCCUGCGCGUCAAGGGCGCCAAGGGAACCAGCCCCACGGUGUGCAGGGCAGGGCGAAGGGGGCCUCCCCGCCUCUGUCCGUGGUGCUGAUCCCCGGGAGCCUGCGCGUCAAGGGCGCCAAGGGAACCAGCCCCACGGAGUGGCGCCAAGGGAACCAGCCCCACGGAGUGCAGGGCAGAGUGAAUGUGGCCUCUGUCCGUGGUGCUGAUUCCCGGGAGCCUGAGGGUCAAGGGCGCCAAGGGAACCAGCCCCACAGCAUGCAGGGCAGAGUGAAGGUGGCUUCUCCGCCUCUGUCCGUGGUUCUGAUCCCCGGGAGCAUGCGCGUCAAGGGCGCCAAGGGAACCAGCCCCACGCCUGAGGGUCAAGGGCGCCAAGGGAACCAGCCCCACGGUGUGCAGGGCAGGGUGAAGGGGGCCUCCCCGCCUGUGUCCGUGGUGCUGAUCCCCGGGAGCCUGAGAGUCAAGGGUGCCAAACCUCUGUCCGUGGUGCUGAUCCCCGGGAGCCUGAGCGUCAGUGUCACCAAGGGAACCAGCCCCACAGUGUGCAGGGCAGCAGACGGAGUCUUCCGGGACUGGCCUGGGAGGCAAGCUGACUGGGGGCCCCUGAAGCCACCCCGCACCCCAGAGUGCAUGGUCGCAGACUCUGCCCCUGCUCAGAGCUUCGCUCAGGAUGGGCCGUGGGGGCUCCGCAACCUCCCGCAGGGGGACGACGCGGCUGACAGCGAGGGACCACGUGAUGGCAAGACCGGAGGAGCCUGCGCCCAAGGACCCCGGGGCCCCGAGGAGGCAGGAAGCCCCCGGGGGCUUGUUCCCAGGAAGGUGGGCUGGACGGUGAUGGGGUGCAGGCUGGUGAGUCUGUCCCCAGGGCCCAGCUCCCUCCUCUCGUGGGGACAAGGGCCACCCCGAGGCCCUGAGGAGGGGGAGGGCAGCUCAGGGCUCAUAGAGGGGGAGUCUGGGAGGUCUGGGCUGAGAGCCAGGGCCUGGGGGCAGACCCCUGGUGAGCCCGCCUCUGAUUUCCUUCCAGGGGCUCCCCCCAAACCCACCAUCUGGGCUGAGCCGGGCUCUGUGGUCCCCUGGGGGAGCCCCGUGACCAUCUGGUGUCAGGGGCCCCUAGGGGCCCAGGAGUUCCAUCUGGAUAAAGAGGGAAGCUCAGUCCCCUGGGACAGACAGAAACCCCUGGAGCCCGGGGACAAGGCCAAGUUCUCCAUCUCACUGAUGACUGAUCAGUAUGCAGGGCGCUAUCAGUGCUACUAUCUCAGGGGAACUCUCUGGUCAGAGCACAGUGAGCCCCUGGAGCUGGUGGUGACAGGACCCUCCAGCAAACCAAGCCUCUCAGCCCUGCCGAGCCCUGUGGUGACCUCGGGAGGGAAUGUGACCCUGCAGUGUGGCUCCCGUCAGGAAUUUAACAGGUUCCUUCUGACCAAGGAAGGAGAAAAUGAGUCCUCUCGGACACUGGAUGGACAGCGGAGCCCCGAUGGGCAGACCCAGGCCCUGUUCCCCGUGGGCCUCGUGAGCCCCGGACAUGGGUGGACAUUCAGAUGCUACGGCUUUAACAGGGUCACCCCCCAGGUGUGGUCGGCCCCCAGCGACCCCCUGGAGCUCCUGGUCUCAGGGCUGUCUGGGAAGCCAUCCCUCCUGACCCCGCAGGGCCCUGUCGUCACCUCUGGACAGAACCUGACCCUUCAGUGUCGCUCUGACAUGGGCUACGCCAGAUUCGCUCUGGCCAAGGAGGGGGGCCGGGACCUCCCCCAGCGCCCUGCCCGGAGGGCCCAGGGGGGCCUCUCUCAGGCCGACUUCCCCCUGGGCCCAGUGGGCACCGUCCACGGGGGCCGGUACAGAUGCUACGGUGGACACAGCCUCUCCUCCGAGUGGUCGGCCCCCAGCGACCCCCUGGAGCUCCUGGUGGCAGGAUGGCUCAGAGACAGACCCUCCCUCUCGGCGUGGCCGGGCCCCUCGGUGGCCCCGGGGGAGAACGUGACCCUGCUGUGUCAGUCAGGAGACUGGACGGGCACCUUCCUUCUGUCCCAGGAGGGGGCAGCCCAUCGCCCCCUGCGUCUGCGCUCAACAUACCAAGGCGGGCGGUUCCAGGCCGAGUUCUCCUUGAGUCCUGUGAGCUCGGCCCAAGGGGGCACCUACAGGUGCUAUCGCGCACUCAGCACAGAGCCCUACCUGCUGUCACAGCCCAGCGAGCCCCUGGCGCUCCUGGUCUCAGACUACGUGGUGCAGAAUCUCAUCCGGAUGGGCCUCGCAGCCUCAGUCCUGCUGCUCCUCGGGGUCCUGCUCUGCCAGGCUCGGCACCACCGCAGAGGAGCCCGAGAUGCAGCCCGGAGCUGA
Odocoileus virginianus texanus is the source of this 2773-nucleotide messenger RNA. NCBI's taxonomy places the organism in Eukaryota, Metazoa, Chordata, Mammalia, Artiodactyla, Cervidae. The record is from RefSeq and is a predicted model, not a curated record.